Oncorhynchus kisutch (coho salmon) is the source of this 5304-nucleotide messenger RNA. RefSeq names its product gliomedin-like. Gene Ontology annotation, biological process: signal transduction. The coding region runs from base 469 to 2643 and encodes 724 amino acids. Lineage: Eukaryota; Metazoa; Chordata; Actinopteri; Salmoniformes; Salmonidae. The record is from RefSeq and is a predicted model, not a curated record. The transcript is spliced from 11 exons. Gene Ontology annotation, cellular component: cell surface.
ACACACACACACACAACACAACGAGGAGUACCAUUCUGUCCUCAGUGAGCCCACCAAGUCUCUUCUCUUCAGAUCAGACAUAGAGAUCAGGACAUAUCUCCUUCGGGAAAUCUUUGAUGCUAUUUGGAACACUUGGACCAGAUUCUUCUUCAGACUGGACUCGACAUCCAGACGCAGUCUAGAGUUUGGGACUACAGAUACAUGCUCUGUUCUGUUGGAUUGGAAUUGGACCUGAUUUCUUUCUCAGACGUACAGUAUCUAUGGUCUGGAGUGGACAUAUACACUUCUGUCCUCUUGGAUUCUAUUGGAAUUGCAGACUCCCUCUUUAGGAGAAAGAGUAUUUAUUGGAUUCUGCUCUAACCCACUAGACUAGAAUCUUCCAAGAAGACUUACUCCCCUUGUGUUUUUGGAUUCUGUUGGAGAAGAUAUACUUCUUGGACUGUCUCUAACCAUAUUAUCCGGCUCUGAAUGCUGAAGCUAGUCGCUGACUCCAGGAAGGGAGGAGGUGGAGGAGGGAUUGGAGGGUGUGAGAUGCUCCCCUCACGCCCAAGUCUGUCUGUCUCCCUGCGGGUGAUUAUAUAUGGGACGUGUGCCUUGGCACUGGUCAACACUGUGGCUCUCCUGGUGCUCCUGGUGCAACAGAACCAGCUGUGGAGCCGUGUGGAGCUCACCGAGGCCAGGCUGGAGGAGGUGGAACAGAGCUCCGUGGUGGAGUUCCUCCAGGAGGUGCCCCGAGGAGGUGUAACAGCAGGAGGCGCAGGGAGGCUGGCGGAGCUAAGAGGAGGCCCAGGGUGGCUGGCAGGGCUGCGUGGAGGAGGUGCAGGAGGAGGUGAACGGGGUCUGGGGAAAGAGCAGAGGGAGCAGGGGGAGUACCAGUACUCCCGUAACAAGAGGAGUCGUGAGCUGGAGAGGGAGAUACGACAGGAGUUAAAGGAGGAGCUGAGGCUAGAGCUGAGGGAGCUGAACCAUCAGGAGAGACUGGAACUCCUGCAGGAGGUGACCCAGGGGCUACAUCAGGGGCAGGAGGUGACCCAGGGGCUACAUCAGGGGCAGGAGGUGACUCAGGGGCUACAUCAGGGGCAGGAGGUGACCCAGGGGCUACAUCAGGGGCAGGAGGUGACCCAGGGGCUACAUCAGGGGCAGGAAAUGGGGCGAGGUGGGCUGGACACAGGAGAGGAGGUACACCACAGGUUGAGGGAAAAGAUGGACAAGGAGAUAGACAAGAAGAUGGACAAGGAGAUGGACAAGGAGAUAGACAAGGAGAUGGGGAAGGAGAUGGGGAAGGAGAUGGGGAAGAAGAUGAGACAUGAGCUGAACCACAAACACAGGAAGACAAAGGGCUUCCAGAAGACUGAGAUACAGGACGACAUGAUGAUGAUGAUGACCUAUUCUAUGGUGCCGGUCAAAGUGUUGUUGGAUAUCUGUAACAGCACCAAGGGAGUCUGCAUAGCUGGACCACCUGGACCUCCUGGACCCCCUGGGCUACCUGGCCUGCAUGGUCUGCCUGGGCACAAUGGCACUGAUGGCAUCCCAGGACUAGAUGGACUGCCUGGGGCUGAUGGAAAACGAGGGAAGAGAGGUGAGAAAGGUGAGCCAGGGGAGAAAGGAGACAGAGGAGACCCUGGACCCGCAGGAGAAAAUACACAAUCGUCCAACGAUGUCAUCUUGGAGGGCCCCCCAGGUCCGGCUGGUCCUCCUGGUACUCCAGGCCCCAUUGGCCCUCCUGGACCUCCUGGCCCACAAGGACCCCAGGGGCCCCCCAGAAACAGGAGUCACCGGGCCAAUCUUCCCAUCCACGCUGCCCAGACCCUGGAUCCAUCACAUGCUGUACCAAACGAUGGGACUCUGUCUGCCAAAGAGGCUGGGAAGUUACAAGAGAUACCACUAAAUAAGAAAAAUGAGUGCAUCAUCAAGUCACUGAUCAACCCCCGUAACAUAUCUAAGAUGGAGAGUACGUUCGGAACGUGGAUGGAAGACACGGCUGUGCUGAACGACAAACGCAUCUGGGUGGCCGAACAUUUCUCUGGUCGCACGGUGAAGGAGUAUAAGAGCAUCGCCUCAUUCCAGAAUGCCACCAGUGAGGUCAUUGAUGGCAGGAAGUUCUACCAGGGGUGUGGCCAUGCCGUUCAUAACGGAUCCUUCUACUAUCACAUCGCUGGAACCACCAACCUGGCCAGGUUCGACCUGCAGUCCAAGCGUCUCCACACCCUGGCCAUCGACAAUGCUCUGUACCACAACCUGUCCUACCUUCUCUACAACUCCAAGACCUACUUCAAGCUGGCGGCGGAUGAGAACGGCCUGUGGCUCAUCUUUGCCUCCAGUCUGGACGACAGCAUUAUGGUGGCCCAGCUGGACCUGAAGAGCUUCUCUGUCACAUCGUACAUCAACACCACCUACCCCAGGACCAAGGCCGGCAACGCCUUCGUGGCCUGUGGCGUACUCUACGUCACCGACACCAAGGACACCCGUGUGACCUUCGCCUUCGACCUCCUGAAGGGGAAACCGGUCAACGUGACCUUUGAACUGAGGUCCCCUGGCGGGGUGCUGGCCAUGCUGUCCUAUAGCCCCAAUAACAGACACCUGUAUGUGUGGGAUCAGAGCUACGUGAAGCUGUAUGUGGUGCACUUCAUCUCUGAUGACUGAGACAGUGUUUUGACAGUAUUCUGAGGGUGUUUUGACAGUAUUCAGAUGGUAUUUUAAUGGUAUUCUGAUUAAAGAUGGCCAGCUUUUUAAAUUGCUUAAUUAAAGAUGAACAGCAAUCGUGAAUAUUAUGGCUAUUUUUUAUUUAUAAUAUGUACGUGUUGUCUUUAGUUUUAUGCCAUCUCAACAAGGACUCUUUUCCAAUGGCCUUUUGGGACUGCUGGCUGGGAUAAAAAACCUUUAUGUGAGUGCUGUUCAAAUAUUUGUUUCAAUUGGAUUACAGCUUCCAAAGAUGCACAUACUGUACCUUUUCCAAUGUAGAGUUGAACUGAAUAAGGGCUUAUCAGAGUAGGAAGUAGAUCAUUAUAAUAGAAUUGUUAUAGUCUAUAUUGUAUUGUGGCGAUGGUUUAAACAGUAAAAUAAUUGCUGUACUGUUUUCCAUGUUUUUCCAUUUGAGAUCGUGGAAUUCUCUUUUUGUAAGGAUACUUAUUAACCACUUGACUUGUUAUAUUGUUUUUAUGUCUCUCACUUGUAUAUUAUAUUUAUUUGGUAAAUGUAACUCUUUAAGGUCUACCCUGAAAACAUGGCUUUUUGUGGAGAUAAUACUAUUUAUAGCUGUAAAGUCCUUACUAGACUUUCCCUGUGACUGCAUGACAAAAUAUGUAUCAGAAAUGUGUUUCCAUAUUUACUUGGAUCCUACCAUGACCAGCAUCCCUUGGAGAGCAAAAUGUUUUAAAAAGACCUAUAUUGGAAAUCUGUACAUAUGUUUAUUCCCGACAAUGAUAUUUGCUGCUGCGUGGUCUCUACUGAUUAUCAUGUCUAGAGAGAGAAAUACAGAAACCUGAUGAAAUAAAAAUGAUUUAUUCAACUUACAAAGGUAGAACUUUGACCACGGUAGGACAGCCUGCUCUAUAUUCCUGUCUCUCUCUGGACUCUCUCUAGUCAUAGCCUCCCCAUACUGAGCUUUAGAUAGAUAUAUACUGUAGAUACCUGAACAACACUUUACUUAAAGCACCUUUUUAUGAAGUGUUAAUAUCUUAUAUAGACAUGAAUAUCCCUUAUAGAUGUUAUAGAGCAUUAUGAAGUGUUAAUAUCUUAUAUAGAUAUGAAUAUCCCUUAUAGAUGUUAUAGAGCAUUAUGAAGUGUUAAUAUCUUAUAUAGAUAUGAAUAUCCCUUAUAGAUGUUAUAGAGCAUUAUGAAGUGUUAAUAUCUUAUAUAGACAUGAAUAUCCCUUAUAGAUGUUAUAGAGCAUUAUGAAGUGUUAAUAUCUUAUAUAGACAUGAAUAUCCCUUAUAGAUGUUAUAGAGCAUUAUGAAGUGUUAAUAUCUUAUAUAGACAUGAAUAUCCCUUAUAGAUGUUAUAGAGCAUUAUGAAGCAUGUACCAUAAAGCAAAACAAGGCUCGGUACCUUUUUGUAAGGUGCCUAGCGUGUUAUUGCUUCACUGUGAUGUUUUUAAUGAUCCUCUAUGACUGCAUCUAUAAGGUGACCUAUGAAUGUUUAUAAGGCAUUAUAAGGCUUCAUAAGUACUAACAUUACACAGGACAGACGAAAGAAGGUAGAAUAUGUAAACAGAUGUCAGAGAUCAGACGUGGUACCCAGAUGGAGGGAAGGAAACACAAAUCUGUUUAAUAAUAAUACGUAUAGUAAUAAAAACAAUACAAACAUUUAACAAAAGAUACAACUAAUCCAGCCGGUAUGAUACAAAACAAAAAAUUAAGUAAAACGCUUUCAUGUUUGUACAAGCUGCUGUGGUAUUUCAUAUAUUUAUAUAUUAAAACUAUUUAACUUUUUACUACUAGGCCAAAUACAGCCAGACAUUCAUUUGUAUAUAACAGUAGGUAAUUUGUUCUUCACAUAGCCUAUUCGUUUUCAAAUAAACUUUUAGUGUCCCCAGAUUUGAGUGCAAAUAUCUAUUCAAUAAGGUUUGUAAAAACAAUACAGUACAGUAGUAUCACCAAACACAAACCUAUGCCAUGUUGCACUAUGUCCCAGUAAAAUACAGUAUUAACCCCUUACAUUCCUAACGUAAAAGGCAAAAAGUCCAACACAAAUAACAACAGCCUGCAAAGAAACAACCAACCAACCCACCAACCAAAAGCAAAUAGGUAAAUAGUUCAACAACAAAAAAGAAAAUGUUUGUGCAAAAACAGACCCAUACAGAACAUAACAGACCCAUACAGAACAUAACAGACCCAUACAGAACAUAACAGAACAUAACAGACCCAUACAGAACAUAACAGAACAUAACAGACCCAUACAGAACAUAACAGACCCAUACAGAACAUAACAGACCCAUUCAGAACAUAAGACCCAUACAGAACAUAACAGACCCAUACAGAACAUAACAGACGCAUACAGAACAUAACAGACGCAUACAGAACAUAACAGACGCAUACAGAACAUAACAGACGCAUACAGAACAUAACAGACGCAUACAGAACAUAACAGACCCAUACAGAACAUAACAGACCCAUACAGAACAUAACAGACCCAUACAGAACAUAACAGACGCAUACAGAACAUAACAGACCCAUACAGAACAUAACAGAACAUAACAGACCCAUACAGAACAUAACAGACCCAUACAGAACAUAACAGACCCAUACAGAACAUAACAGACCACAUGUGUUUCUUUCUUCUCGGGGGGGGGGGUAUUCAGUGGAA